AUGGAUGAUUCCCGUUCACCUCCAGUCUCCCCGCGGCCCUCCCCGAUGCCCUCCCCCCGAGAGGCGUCUCCUCCUUCGCAACCAUCGUGCAUGGCAAUGCCGCGUAUUCCACCCACUCGACGGAACACCACAGACGAUAUCAACAACCUGGCAACACGUGCGCUGGUCGCCAAAGCAGAGGGGAAACACGAUAAGUACCCGCGCAAUAACUAUGACUACGAGGGUAACUUUGCCGACGCGGAAAAGAGAAAAACCGGCAUGCUCGAAGUUCCAGUCACGUCGAAUACCCCAUUCGACGUCACCAAGCCACCGACUUCAGUGAGGGACGACAUUGCGGGCAACCGUACCCUACAUCCCAACGAUAGGGCCCACGCGGAGCAGAACCCUGUUAACGACCCCGACGUAUGUCGCGCUGUUGUUCAUAACGUGGUUCGCGACACUACUAUGCCGAACCCUGUCACCGAGACCAGUGAACCUCACGUCCUGGGCCUCGUUUACCAUCCCGAAGGAGACAGACGAGGUUUCCGCCGCGCUCCUUUGGAGCCCAUGGACAGGCGCGGACGCCAAAUCGUUCGACGCCAUGACGAUGAUCAUGAUCGCCCGCAGCGCGGGUCUUCAUGGCCGCCAAGGGGUUUGGAUGCGGGGGAGUUGGCCUGCAUUGAGGCCCGGUAUCAAAAGAGGGAGCCGAGUCGACGACGCCGACAUGAUGGUGUUUGA
Scedosporium apiospermum is the source of this 717-nucleotide messenger RNA. RefSeq lists its product as uncharacterized. The transcript is spliced from 2 exons. Lineage: Eukaryota; Fungi; Ascomycota; Sordariomycetes; Microascales; Microascaceae. The record is from RefSeq and is a predicted model, not a curated record. Bases 1 to 717 code for a protein of 238 amino acids.